Messenger RNA from Paramecium pentaurelia, 1584 nucleotides. The record is from the annotation of a GenBank genome assembly. NCBI's taxonomy places the organism in Eukaryota, Ciliophora, Oligohymenophorea, Peniculida, Parameciidae.
AUGCAAGAUUUAUAGAUGUCUGAAAAUUAGAAUGAAUUUAAGUGCAUAAAAAAGCACAAUUAAAUGAUCACUACCAUUCUUAUUGAUGAUAAAUUACCUAAAUAGGAAAGAUUCUUAUGUUAAGAAUGUUUGGAUAAUAAACUUUAAGUAUUUGAGAGUAUGGGUCUUAAUGCUAUGUAAAAGAUUAUAGAAGAUAAGUUAAUCAAAAAGAGGAAAAUCAUCAAUGAUAUUGCAGAUUAAUACAUUGAAAUAAUUUAGUAAUACAAUAACAAUCUAGAAAAUUUAAAGACUAAAUUAGCAUCUGCUAUUGAAAUAAUGAUUAAUGCCAAUAAAAAUUGGAUUAGAGAAUUGAAUUAAAAAAAAUAAGAUUCCUGUAUUUAUAGCUUUAUUGAUGAAUCAGAUGAUUAUAUUAGGAAUAGAUAAUAAUAUUUGCAUACAUUUUAAUUUGAUUUUUUUGAUAAAAUGAAUUACUCAUAAUUUAAUAAAUUAAAAAUAGGAAUUAAAUAAUUAAUAGAAGCACACAGUCUUCAUUAAUACAAAGAAUUUAUUAAAAAUAUGAGUGAUAUUAAAGAAAAAAGAAAAUAAGUUGAAAAAGUAUCAUGGUAACUUUCGAUAGAUGGUGAUAUUCAAUUAAAAUUGUUAAAUAAUUCUAUAAAUUAAGAUGAAAAAUCCUUAGCCUUGGCAUUUAAUUAUUAAACAAAUAUAUUAGUAACAAGUAAUAAUAAAGAAAUUGUAAUUUGGAAUUUUAAUGAAGGGAAAUUGGAAGAUUGUUAAAAAUAUUAAUUAUCUGAAAUUGUUAAUUGUUUAGUAUUUAGUAAAAAUUAGAAUAUAUUUAUUUCUGGCUCCAAAGAAGUUUAAAUUUGGAAAGAACAAUAAAAAAAAUAAUGGUCAAAAUCAAAACCAUAUUAAAUAUAAGAAGAUAAGUUCAUUACAUGUCUUGUUCUUAAUUCAAAGGAGGAUUUACUAAUCUAAGGAGGAAGGAAUUAAAUCAUAAAUAUUUUGGCUGUUGACUUUCAAAAAAAUUAGAUUACAUAUUUAUAUUAGUUAGAUAGGCAUACUUAAUGGGUGAGUUCAUUAAGUCUAAACAAUUCAGAAAAUCUACUUUUAUCUUGUGGAUACAAUGAAACAAUCAUCUGGAAAAAGAAUGAAGAUAAUAAAUGGAGUUUUAUGACUGAAGUUAUUAAAUAAAAAACAUCUGAUGAUCCAAAUAGGGCAUUAUUUUUAAAAGAUGAUUAAUUUAUUUUUUUUAACAAUAGGAAAGGAUCUACUAGUGCAAUCGUAUAUUAAUAAAAUAAAUUAGAUUUUACUAAAAAUUAUGAGAUUGAGUUUUUACCUAUACCCACUUUAAAAUCUAAAUUAUCUUAAUCAUUUAAGUUUAUACCAGAAUUGAAUUUAUUAUUUGUUACAUAUAAAGAAUACACUUACAUAUUAAGAAAAUAGAGUAAUGGAAAAUUUAAGAUUGUUAAUUAAUAAUGUUAUAAAACUGAUGAAAUAUAUGGAACUUUAUCAAUUGAUGGGUAAUACCUAGUAAUAUAUGAUUAAAGUUCAAAAUUAUACAAUAUUUAUCAAAUAUAAAAUAAUUGA